Hyla sarda is the source of this 1972-nucleotide messenger RNA. RefSeq names its product ETS translocation variant 3-like protein. The record is from RefSeq and is a predicted model, not a curated record. The transcript is spliced from 7 exons. The coding region runs from base 361 to 1395 and encodes 344 amino acids. Gene Ontology annotation, molecular function: sequence-specific DNA binding; DNA-binding transcription factor activity, RNA polymerase II-specific. Gene Ontology annotation, biological process: regulation of transcription by RNA polymerase II; cell differentiation. Gene Ontology annotation, cellular component: nucleus. NCBI's taxonomy places the organism in Eukaryota, Metazoa, Chordata, Amphibia, Anura, Hylidae.
GGAUUUUGAACACCGGGUUAUCAUUUUAAGUAACUCUAAUGCAGUGUGUGAUGAAAAGUGCCACUCGCUGGUGACAGAUCCUUGCAGAACAGAUGAGAGACAAGACUGCUUGCCUUCUAAGUGAUAAGAAAAAAGUGAUGAAUCCAAAAUCCCUUUAAAGCCAACUAUAGCAGGAUAAGUUUAAGCCUGGUGUAAAUUACGUAUUAUUUUGGGCCAGAUAAGAAGAUAAGAGUGGAAGCCCCCACCCCUCCUUCCCUGGUCAUCUUAUAUAUAUCACAGAUUUUAUGGAAAUGAAAUCUCCUGUCCUCUUACUUCCACGUGAAAGAAAUCAUAAUAAACAAUUGCUCUGAGUAAGUACGGAUGGAUAGGAUGCACUGUGGAUGUGCCUCAAACUCUUAUUGGAUAUCAGGUUUGGCAUUCCCAGACUGGGCAUACAAGGCAGAGUCUAGCCCUGGCUCACGUCAGAUUCAGCUAUGGCACUUCAUCUUGGAGCUGCUGCAGAAAGAGGAGUUUCGUCACAUCAUUGCCUGGCAGCAAGGAGAAUACGGAGAGUUUGUCAUCAAGGAUCCAGAUGAAGUGGCCAGACUGUGGGGCCAGAGGAAAUGUAAACCCCAGAUGAACUAUGACAAAUUGAGCCGGGCUCUUAGAUAUUAUUACAACAAACGAAUUCUGCACAAGACAAAAGGGAAGAGAUUUACUUAUAAAUUUAACUUCGGUAAACUGGUGUUUGUUAACUAUCCUGCGGCAAUGCUGGGGAGCAGCAUGUGCCAUACAGCUGCGCUGCCAUCAGGUGUUCAGAGAGAGGUGUUGCAUAAUACCAUCCUUGCGCACAAGCUCGUGGCCAACCAACUUGCCUGCCGCAGGCUGCUCCACAAUCCAGUGGAAUAUGACAGCAACUCAAACAGGAACCCAUUGGGAAUAAGCAGGCAUAGCAUCAUGUCUACUUCAUGCUUUCCUGGAACUUGCUGUAAUUUUGAAAGCAGUAGGCGCUUAUAUUUAUCAGCCUCACCCUCUCAGCACAGUACUGAGUUACCUCUUCAACCUAGUCGAUCUCUCUACUUACCUGCUCAAGUUCUAUCGGGCACAACCGAAUGGCAGCUAUGUGCAAACCGCCUGAUCCAUCAAGGACUACAUAACAGGAUAACUGGAGGAAUUGUUUCUAACCCCUAUCUGGGGCAUACGACUGUGUCCUCCAUAGACAACUUACCUGUGUUGACAUCCUAUUCCAUGACUGGAGGUUUAGAAGCGAGGAACAAGUUCGAAGACCUCAUUGAGUCUCCAAAAACAUGCCUAAGUCUCUCUGAAAGCCACAAUGUGAGCAGUAAGCUGUAUUCUCCUCCUGACAUUGAGCACAUAAACCUCAGCAGGAAGACCUGGUUACUGGAACCAGCCUAAAUCCUCAGACUAAAAGCACCACCUGGUUUUUAGAAUGUAGUUAACAACAAGUAAUGCUGAACCAGCAAUUCCCUGAAGUAACACUUCAGCCAAAAGUGCAAAAUGUGUAUGGCUAAUGUGGCCCCAGAGAUGGAGCUUUAAUUAAAAUGUACAUCGGGUUGCAGUUUUCCACUGCCUGUAUAUAGGUUGUAUGUAUAUUUAUAUCAUUUACACUUAAUAAUCUGUAAUAAUAAAAAUCUGCAUUCCAUGAAUUUCAUGCAUUUGAUGUUAAAAGGUAAAAUGGGAAUUGUCAGUAAGUAAAAAAGACUACAAAGGUGUCGACCAUGAAAGAGAACUAAUAUGGCUUCCACAGGGGCUGUCAUUCAGGACAACCCAAUCUCUUGCCUUGGAUGACCCAGCUGGUUUGUACAUUAAUGUGAGACCAUUUGAUUUUAAUGGACAUCAGGUAAGGCCCUUUUUCUCAAGUGGCACUGCUGGGAAAUUGAAUACUUAAAGGUUAUCCACCAUUAGGUGAUUUUAGUAUGUACCUGCCAGAAUGUAAUAGCUAUGCUUAGGAAGGAUCUGUGCUUGUCUUGGG